This is a messenger RNA of Sclerotinia borealis F-4128, 408 nucleotides long. The record is from the annotation of a GenBank genome assembly. Lineage: Eukaryota; Fungi; Ascomycota; Leotiomycetes; Helotiales; Sclerotiniaceae.
AUGUCCGAAUCCCAACCCCCUACAGUAGUUGAAGGUGCAACCACAGGCGAUGUUGAUGAUGAAAUUCCUCAAGCAGCAAAGUCGGCAGAAGAUCGCAAAGCAGCUGCUGCUCUCUCCUCUCUCGAUGCUCCUCGCGAGGAUGAUUCUGCGGCCUCAAGAGAGGUAGAUCACGAAGCUGUUCGGAAGGCUAUGGAUAGAUUGGCAGGCAAAGGUACCACAAACGGAGCAGUUGCAAGGAAGGGAGAUGAGAAAAAGGUGGUGAAGAAGACAGUGAAGGUUGAAGCAGCUGAUGUUAAUUUAUUGGUUGAGGAACUCGAAUUGACAAAGAUCAAGGCCACGGAUUUAUUGAAGGCUCAUGACGGAGAUGCUAUGAAGGCAUUGAAAGCAUAUAUUACCCCUGUGGCAUGA